Molecule: messenger RNA, 7613 nt
Organism: Plodia interpunctella (Indianmeal moth)
Lineage: Eukaryota; Metazoa; Arthropoda; Insecta; Lepidoptera; Pyralidae
Product: unextended protein-like
Exons: 14
Coding region: 45-2897 (950 amino acids)
Biological process (GO): transport; intracellular manganese ion homeostasis; magnesium ion homeostasis
Cellular component (GO): cytoplasm; plasma membrane
Molecular function (GO): transmembrane transporter activity
Source: RefSeq, a predicted model, not a curated record
CGCGAUUGUUGACUCAUUCGUUAUUCGGCCGGCAUCGUUAAAUCAUGGCGCCAGUGUGUGCAUUACGGACUAGCGGUGUAUUUUUAUUAUUAUUUUUAAUAACAAACACGUGCUCCGUGUCGCCACCAAGGAUAUUUACCGUGCAUAUCAAUACGGUGUCGUGUGCCGAUAAUAAAUGUGUUUAUAAUUUGGAUGUGAGUGGAGAUUUUGCUGAGUGGUCAUUAACCUCCACGCCGGGUCGACGAGGAGAGCUGUGUAAAGAUAAUAUACUGCAACAAACAACUGCGCCCGAUGUUAAUGUUGAAGUGCCAGAUGGAAAGUUUUAUUUCUGUGCUAAUUUUGGCGGCGGCUGGAGACACCAAGCAGUAUUUUUGGAUGGCGGUGACGUCAUCAAUUCUACAAGCUCCAAUGAUGAAGAAGAGAAAGAGAUAGAAGAAAUCAACAACAAUGAAGAAGAAUUAAUAGUAGAAAAAGAAAUCGAAAAGAAUAACAUUGAGAAUUACGAUGAAAACGCAGGAGAGCUAUCAGACGAUUUAGCCGUUAACGACGGGGUAGAACUAUACGAUGUUAUUGUGGAAAAAUUCCCGUACCUACCUUUCGAUGUAGAAAGAUUGAUCAGGCACAAAAGACAAACAGAAAACAUCACAGAUGUUGUAAACGAUGAAAAUACAAAUGAUACCACAGCGAAAAGUACAAAAGUUCUUGUUAAUAAUGGUCCAAUAAAAGUGCUAGGUUUGAGGGUGGAAGAAGCUGAUAAAGAACCGAAGUUAAUUGAGGAGAUGAUACCCAGUGUACUGACAAACACGAAGUUUACAAUGAGGGUAUUUGGAGAAGGGCUGACAGAUGAAACUGUGUUCGCUUUUACACACGUGCCACAGAAAUACGGUUCGUUUUGUAAUCGACUUCUAGUGGGAGAAUAUAAGGUGAACUAUACGGAAGCCGACUCAGCAGUUUUGAUAAUGACAGCUCCAGCACCUUUGGAGGACAACAAAUUUUAUCUGUGCGCGAAAAACACGAGCGGCGACCAAGAUUUCAUACAUCAAGGCAAAGAGAAAUGGAAGAUCUUGGCGACGCACAACAAGCUUCUACCUCUGUGGGCGUCGCUGAUUUUAAUUGUCAUUCUCCUGAUGUUGGCAUCACUGUUCUCAGGCCUGAACUUAGGUCUGAUGGCUUUAGACAGAACAGAGUUGAAAAUCAUUGCUAACACGGGCACAGAAAAGGAAAGAAAAUACGCUAGAGCUAUCAUGCCUGUUCGAUCUCAUGGAAAUUAUCUUUUAUGCACAAUUUUGUUGAGUAAUGUCGCUGUAAAUAGUACAUUUACUGUUAUUUUGGAUGAUCUAACGUCAGGGCUUGUUGCUGUCAUUGGGUCUACAUUGGCGAUUGUAUUUAUAGCUGAGAUAACCCCACAAGCCAUCUGCGCGAGGCACGGGCUGUUGAUUGGCGCGAAAAGUAUUUGGAUAAUGAAGAUCGUGAUGGGUAUCUGUGCACCGCUGGCCUGGCCGACGAGCAAGCUCCUUGAUUACUUCCUUGGAGAGGAGAUCGGCACACAUUAUAACAGAGAGAGGCUGAAGGAGUUAGUUAAGGUCACAAACCACGUUAACGAUCUGGACAAGGAGGAGGUGAACAUAAUAUCGGGCGCGCUGGACCUCCGCAAGAAGACAGUUAAAGACGUCAUGACGAAACUGAAAGACUGCUUUAUGCUGCCAAUGAACAGUGUGCUGGACUUCGAAACAAUGACAGAAAUAGUAAAGUCUGGGUACUCCCGAAUCCCGGUAUACGAAGGUCACCGCGGGAAUAUUCUCACAGUGUUGUUCAUCAAGGACCUGGCGUUCGUUGAUCCUGACGACAACACCCCCCUGAAGACCCUCUGCCAGUACUACCAGAACCCUUGCAAUUUUGUCUUCGAAGACGUCACGUUGGACGUAAUGCUAAAACAGUUCAAAGAAGGUCAUAAAGGACAUAUGGCAUUCGUCCAGCGCAUCGAAGAAGGCGACGGAGACCCAGUUUACGAGACCGUUGGGCUGGUCACACUAGAGGACGUUAUCGAGGAGAUGAUCCAGGCCGAGAUCGUGGACGAAUCCGACGUAAUCAGCGACAAUCGCACGAAGAAGCGUCUGGCGCGUCCACUGAACAAGUUCCAAGACCUGGCGUCGUUCGCCGGACACCACCACAGCCAGCGCGUGCAUGUCUCGCCGCAGCUCAUACUGGCCACCUUCCAGUUCUUGAACACUAGCGUGGAGCCGUUCCGGCCGGAGCUGGUGUCGGAGAGCGUCCUGCGGCGGCUGCUGAAGCAGGACGUGCUCCGGCACGUCCGGCUGCGCGGGGACGGGGACAGGGACCAUCCCGAGCGAUACGUGUACCAGGAGGGCAAGCCGGUGGAUUACUUCGUGUUGAUUCUGGAGGGCCGUGUAGAGGUGACGGUCGGUCAGGAGAACCUCGUGUUCGAAGCUGGGCCCUUCACAUACUUCGGAGUGCAAGCCCUCACCCAGAACGUGGGACUAGCGGAAGCGCCAGCGCCAUCUACGAUGGGUUCAUUACAAAAUCUGAACAUGGACUCAAUGUUGCGGCACACGUUCGUGCCGGACUAUUCCGUGCGCGCCAUCGCCGAGCUUCACUACCUCACCAUCAAGCGGAGCAUGUAUUUGGCAGCCAAGCGAGCUACGUUAAUGGAGAAAGGUGCUCUGAACAAGGGAGGCACCAACGAACAGAUAGAACCUGAAGUUGACAAGCUUCUGAGCGAGGGUGGAGACAGAAUCGACGAGGUGAGAGAGCCAGAGAAACCACCGCGACAGUUCGUCCCCACAUCGGCCAGUUUACUUACGAACGCGUCCUUCAAAACUGCAGAAAAAGCUGACGAGUCAUUUAACCCGGAAGAAGAGAAACUACUAAAAAAGUAGACUUUUUAAAUGGCAACACUCCAUAAUGACAACGUGGCAAAAUGGCCGCCGGCUAUUGCCGUUGAAAAUAAAGCGUAGCAUGAACAUAAUUUAAAUUGAGGUCGUGUUGGAAAUCUGCGGCUGUAUUUCUCAUAUCUAAAAUUGUCUGAAAUUAAAAUCAGUAUAUAUGUGCGAUGCCACAACAAAAAAAAACAUACACGCAUAAACUUCGUUCAAUUUAGAUUAGCAUUUGAAUAACUAUUAAAUGAACUUAAUUUAGAAUUAUACAUACCACGGAACACUGGUUUACUGUAUUCCUUGACAGAUACGUGCAUAAAAAAAUAAUUUACCUUUUUAAAAAAAAAAAACUUGACAUUACAAAUUUGUGGCGCGACAAAAAUGGCGGUUUUGACAGUGAGCAAGCGCGAAAUUUUGUUACUAAAAUCUAUUUGACAGCUGUCAAAUCAGCCAUUUUUGUUUGGCCUUAUAUCUAAAUGCCUGUGGGCUGAAAAUAUAAUUCUCUUCGAAAGAUUUAAAAUGUUCUUUAGUGAUUUUAUACGACAAUAUAAGCCUAUAGAAAUAUUAGAAAUAAAGCUAUGAAAAAAAAUUGAAGAAAUAAAUUUGUUAUUGACCGAGCGAGCGAGGUCUGACAUUCUACUUGGGGCAAAAAUCAUUUUUUGUAUAUAUGUAUGUGUGUUUGUUUGUAAUGCGAUAACUUUCGAACCGUUGGUCUAAUUUUGAUGAAAUUUAAAAGGUAUGUAGGGUCUGUCAAUAGAAUUUUUAAGUUCGUAGGGCAUCAAAAUAUGUUAAGUCGUUUUAGAUUUUUUUGUAAAAACUCAUCAAAAAUUUAUUGUGUUCGCGAGGUCUGAGUUCGGUUCGGUCUUGUAACGGCUCAUUUUAAAACAAUACACAUUUUAUCCGUCGUUAAAAAUACAUAGGUUCCUGUAGCAUUAGUGAGUUAAUAUUGUCACGAAUACACGACAAAAUUUAGCAUGUUAUUAGAUAUACUUAGUUAAUAAAUAAUUAGUUGUUACAAAUAAAAUUGUUUUUUAUGGCUGGUGGGAAAACGUGUAUCACUUCUGACUUUUACAAGUGAGGUUGUAAGCGCGUAAAAAAAAUCCUAUUUUUCCGAUGUCGGGGUAAUUUUUGGCAUUUUUCACUUACCAAGGAGCUUAAAUAAGUACAAAUUUCACCAUUUUACGUCCAAUAGGUUGUCUGUCAGUUAGCUAAGGACGAAUCGGCUACUUGACCGGGUAAAUAAUAAAUAUAAUCAUUAAAUAAUUAUUUCAUUUAUCUAUGAAUUAAAUGUCACUUUGAUUGAUCAGUUAUAAUAAUUAUAAGUAAUUUUCAUUUUUUUUAAUUCUCAUUAAGCCACGUAUACUUACAUUAAAAAACAUUUUACGCGCAAUAUAUCGUUCUUUCCUUAUACGGUACGGGCAUAUUUUAAGAAGAGAUGAAAAUCACGUCACUCAAAGGGCAUUAAAGAUGGAAGUAAAGGGUUCCAGGAAUAGAGGAAGACCUGAGAAGAAUUGGAUGGCGAAUGACAGAACGAAAUGGAAGGAACUUACAUACUGUGCCGACCCCACAUUAGUGGGAUAAGCUCAAGAAGAAGAGGAAGAUAUCGUUCUUUCCUUUUCAUUACAAUUAAAAUAAGUGAUAUCGAAGAUGUGCUAUUUCACUCGAAUCAUUGGUGAUGAGUGAGAUAGAGCGACAUGUCGCGCGUCAAAUGUUCCCUAGUGUAGGGUCUUAAAGUAUAUUAGGAAUGCGUUUUGUUUCCAAAAAUCGUAUAUAUUUUUUAAUUUUUGACAUUACAAAAAAAUAUCUGACUUGAAUAGUUGGAUAGUAGCCAAUCCUACUAAUAUUAUAAAGCGUGAGAGAACAUACACACAUACAUGUGUGUAUGUUUGUUAUUCACGCAAAAUCUAUUUAUUGGACGGAUUGUUAUGAAACUUGGUACACGGGUAGAACAUAACCUGGAAUAACACAUAGGGUACUUUUUAUCCCGAAUUUCCCACGGAAGCGAAGCCCUGGGGCGCGGCUAGUUUCAUAUAUAUAUAUAUUGGUUGUUAUUUAAUUGCAAUAUGCAAGUUUCUCGAACAAAUCUGAUCAAAACACAUAUAAAUAUAUACUUAUCAUGGUAUGUUAUACGUUUUUCUGUCAGUCCCAGAUAUAGACUAUAGUAUUUCACGUCUUUCAGGUCUAGAUAGUAUUAUAAGCAUUUGUUUUGUUUACUUAGUGCGUAACAGUUUUAUUAAUUGAUAGGUCACUGCCUAAUUGAUGCAAAAUCUAAAGCGAAUGGUCAACUAAUUAUUGAACGGUCAAAGUUAGAAAUAAAAAAAAAUAAAGUCAAAUGUUUACUUACUUUUACCAGACAAUGUUAUUAACAACAUUGACCAGAUACAGGCAGCUUCAGCGUCAUUUCAAUACUUCCUUAAAAGUACUUACUUAAUAUGUGUGAUUACCCUAAUUAAAUUAUGUGUAAUUUGUGACAUUUUCGAAAUUAACGAUGCCGUAAAAAAUCUGAUUUUGUUAUCUGGCGAUUGUCAAAUGAAUGGAUACUAAUUAACUAUAAUGACAAUAUUACAUGGUUUUUUAUACAAUAUUACAAGAAUGAUGUUGAAGUUUUUGUGGAAAUUUUAGAAAUAUAUGCUAAAACAUGUGUAAACUCAUUUAAAAUGCAUAGAGAUGUUAAGAAGUAGGGUUGAAAUUGAUACAAAAGGAUUUAAACAUUACUUUUAUAAUUUCAAUUAUUAAUUUAUAAGUAGAUUACUAUUUAACUGGCUAAAAAUAUCAUUAUUCUGUAUAGUUAUUACAGAAAAUCUAAUUAUCAUCGUAGACAGAGAAAGAUAUAGGCCCCGUCAUAUGUUCCAUUUCACUUAUACAAGAAAUAUUCCCUAUUUAAUAAAGAAAAAGCAAUAAAUAAUUUUUCGUCGUAGACAGAGAAAGCUAUUGGCCCCGUCGUAUCUUCCAUUACGCUCAUACAAGAAGGAGCUGUGCGUAUUACAAAUCCAUGAGAAUGAGAAUGAGAAUUACAUAUUUUGUUCCUCAUCACGGGCCACAAUCUACCACUCUGUAUGACUCAGUCUGAUUUUGCCGGGAAAUUAUAUGGAAAUUCUUCUGCCAUAUUUAAUCACACUCAUCCGUCGCAGUGAGUCUCUGUAUUCCCGUCAUAUAGUUUUUGGUUUAAAAUCUUACGUAGUAACAACAAGACCGUAAUUGCAGUACCAAAUAUAUGUGUCCGCGCGCAUGCGCUGUGAGGACAAGUUCGCGCCUGCGCGCUGCAUUUUUUCUACAAAACCCAGCAUAUUUGCAAUUGUUAAACUAUAAAUAUAAUAAUUCGCUCGUAAUUUACCAACCCUAGAUAAACAAUAAUUGUCGAAUACCUAGUAUGAUUAUAUAUAUAAUACUUAGACAAGAUAACAAUAUGAUUUGUUUUAUGCGAAAACGUAAGUUGCAGCGAACCAUACAGUUUCAGUUAAUAAUAUUGACGAUAUUUUUUUGGCUGGUAAUAGUAGUGUAUUGUUAAAGUUAGAAAAAGUUAUAGGUGAUAGUUUUGGUUCAGAUUUAAUUUGUACAUUGCCAUAUGGCUCUCUCUCUCUCUCUUUGCUGAUAUUAUCUUAUUGAGUAAAAGAGAUGGAUAUAGAUAGUUUUAUAUCUGUUAGUACAAGUAAAGUCUGACCCUUUUAGACAGAACUACUUAGGUACUUAUAAACAUUAUAAUAUACGAUAUUUCAGGGUGAAAUAAAAUUGAAUAUUAUAAAAAAAUCUUUUUGUUUAAGUAUAGUAAUAUUAUGUUGUGUUAUCAAUUUGUCAUUUCAUAAUUGUUUUAAGAAUCAAUUUAUUUUCGUCUUCCAACCUGUCAUUUUAUUUCCUAAAAUGUAUUCUUAUUAAUUUUUCAAUGUAAAUAUUCGUUGCGUACUUUAGCUAUUUUUAAAUUACCCGUGCAAUGUGGGUUUUUACUAAAAAACAUAAUUUACAUUGAGAAGUAGGGGAGGUGUUGUUAAUCUGUACAAAUCCGUUUUGUUAGAUUUUACGAACUCAUUUUAGGUUAGGUACGGUCUGUCAAAUAUAAAGCUAAUUUGAACAAAUUAAAAUGAAAUAAAAUUUAAAAAAAAAAAAACAAAAUGUCGAGGAUUUAGUUUUAUUAUAUUAGAAUUUAGCCUAUAAAUUUAUUAUAACUUAUGCAUAUAUUGUGUUAAAAAAAAAACAUAUUAAUUUAUUUCGUACAAAACAUAACAUUUUGUGUUUAAUAAAACAAUAGUUAUAUGACGUUUUGUCUUGUUCUCUCAAUGUCAAAUAUUGUAUAUUGCGAUAGUUACAAAACAUAUUUUGCAUCAUACUGUAACAUUAUUGUUAUGAAUAAGAAGGUACAUUUUGUCAAAUAAAAAAGAUUAAUUGAACAAUUCGUCUGUGAUACGCCAAUUUAUAUCGGUACACCGUCGAAAUAUAUUUUAAAUGACGGCUAUAUAAAAAUGGACUUUGCAGUUGAUACAAACACAAAUUUAUAGGUCAAUUUUACAAAAAAGUUUGAUUUUUUAGGUAUAUAAAUCUACCGUAAUAUGUGCCUUAUACAAAUCAUGUGCUGAAACGGUGCUGGUAAAAUAAUUCAUCACAAUUUAUUAUAUUAUUAUAAUUAUACAAUUAAGUUUAUAGUGAAAUGUUCGUAGUUUCUUCAAAUAAUGGUCCUGAUUAAAUUUCAUGUUAACUAUAUUAUUUCAUUAAAAAUAUUACAUUUUA